This is a messenger RNA of Nymphalis io (European peacock), 1497 nucleotides long. RefSeq names its product glucose-1-phosphatase-like. The record is from RefSeq and is a predicted model, not a curated record. Gene Ontology annotation, molecular function: sugar-phosphatase activity. The transcript has a single exon. The coding region runs from base 206 to 1438 and encodes 410 amino acids. Gene Ontology annotation, biological process: dephosphorylation. NCBI's taxonomy places the organism in Eukaryota, Metazoa, Arthropoda, Insecta, Lepidoptera, Nymphalidae. Gene Ontology annotation, cellular component: outer membrane-bounded periplasmic space.
UACAAUAAUUUAUAGUGUAAAUAAAAUGUUUAUUAAAUUACAAAGUAUAUGUAUGCAUUACGCGCUAAUAAAAGUUUUAAUAACACCAUGUAAAACAUUGUAUUCAUAGGUUACAAUUAAAUGACCUUUUAGUGUUCAUAUUUACACAUUUAUCUUACACAAUUUUAUACGUAGGUAGACUUUCCUUUGUUUAGUUUUCAACAUCAUGCGUGACAAACGCGAAUUUAUAAAUACGCUUUGUUUUAUAUUAAUAUGUGUGAUAUCGCAAGUGAUUGUUUUCGUCUUUAUAUUUUUUUCAAAUGUGUCAACAAUGCGAUUAGAUCAAGUAGUUAUACUAAGCAGGCAUAAUGUAAGAACUCCUUUGUCAAAAAACCUUGGCAGAAUGACCCCACAGCCUUGGCCACAUUUUAAAGAAAGACCUGGAUAUCUCACUGAAAAAGGUUUUGUAUUAGAAGGAUAUAUGGGUAGAUUUUUUUUCAAUUGGUUGCAUAAUGAAGGCGUCAUAUCUAAAAGUUGUCCAACUGAGGAAGAAUUCUAUGUAUAUGCAAAUUCAAUGCAAAGAACAUUGUUCUCUGCACAAGCAUUUAUUAAUAAUGCUUUCCCAAAUUGUAAUAUAAUAGUGCAUCAUACUGAUGUAAAUAAAACAGAUCAAAUUUUCAGUCCAAUCAUACAUAAUUCUUCAACAAUUUUUAAAGAUAUUGCUCUGAAAGAAAUGAAAAAUGUUUUAGAUAAUUUAAAUUUAGAACAAUCUUAUAAGGCCAUGGAAAACAUUCUCAAUUAUGAAUACUCUGAUUUUUGUAAACAAGACAAAGAAUGCGACAUGGCUACAGAUAAAAAUAAAUUAGAAAUAUUGGUGGGCAAAAAGCCUAAACUAUCAGGACCUUUAAAAAUAUGUAAUGAAGCCAUUGAUUAUUUUUUAAUGUCGUAUUAUAAUGGAUUUCCUAUGGAAGAUGUUGCUUGGGGCAAAUUAAAUGACAUUGAAAAAUGGCACUCAAUUUUAGACCUUACUGCUGGUUAUCAUAAUGUUACUUUUAACACCACCCAUGUUUCAAAAGAUAUAGCAAGACCACUUCUAAAAUAUAUGACUAACAUAUUAAUCGAUAAAAAAUCAAAUGUUGUCUUAUUAAUGGGACACGAUGCAAAUAUUAAUGUAAUUUUAAAUGCAAUGUCCUUUAAAUCAUACAAUUUACCGGAUAGCUUUGUUUCGACGCCAAUUGGCGGCAAAAUUGUUUUCCAGAAGUGGUUUAAUAGAGCAUUAAACAAAUAUUUCCUUAAAAUAAAUUAUGUUUAUCAAACAAAUAAACAGCUGAGAGAUGGUGACAUAUUAUCGCUUAAAAGUCCGCCAAACUUUGCUUUGUUAGAAUUAAAAUAUUGUGAAACAGAUAAUAACGGUUUUUGUCUUUGGGACGAUUUUAUUCGAUUUUUAAAUAAACUUUAACAGACCAAAAUAAUGAGACUAUCAUCUGAUUAAAAUAUAAUAGUCUAUAUUCUUAGGUU